ACGUAGUUUGAGUAAGAACAUGGCUACUUCAAUGGUGUCAAAAGUGUUUGUUAUCUUCCUAGUUUUUCUUUCAUUGGUUUUUGUCAAUUCAGAGGCAAGACUUUUAUUGCCUAAGUCUACACCCAUCAUGGGUAAAAGGAUUAACACUGAACUUCUUUUACGUGACUUAGUCAAAAAUUCAAAAGUUAGAGAGUAUCAACAGAAGAGGUCGAUGAUGGGAGCAAGAUUGGAGAGGUUAUCACCUGCUGGACCAGAUCCUCAACAUCAUUAGAAUGAAAAAGUUUUGAAGUUAGUUUAUUAAUAAUUUAUACAAGUUAUAUUUCAUUUUUUGUAAUAUGUGUUUGCAAAAAGUUUAUGUUUUGUUUGUUUCCAAAUAAGAAGAGUAUUGAUUAGUUGCUUAGGUUCUUGUAGUUAUAAACU
Molecule: messenger RNA, 420 nt
Organism: Vigna radiata var. radiata (mung bean)
Lineage: Eukaryota; Viridiplantae; Streptophyta; Magnoliopsida; Fabales; Fabaceae
Product: CLAVATA3/ESR (CLE)-related protein 5-like
Exons: 1
Coding region: 20-271 (83 amino acids)
Source: RefSeq, a predicted model, not a curated record